Molecule: messenger RNA, 5322 nt
Organism: Acyrthosiphon pisum (pea aphid)
Lineage: Eukaryota; Metazoa; Arthropoda; Insecta; Hemiptera; Aphididae
Product: Ecdysone-induced protein 75B
Exons: 7
Coding region: 489-3569 (1026 amino acids)
Biological process (GO): positive regulation of transcription by RNA polymerase II; hormone-mediated signaling pathway; negative regulation of transcription by RNA polymerase II
Molecular function (GO): RNA polymerase II cis-regulatory region sequence-specific DNA binding; zinc ion binding; nuclear receptor activity
Source: RefSeq, a predicted model, not a curated record
UUUCAUUCCCGGUCCGCCAGCGGUAGCAGCACGCCGCGUGCGUUCCGACGACAAAUUUACUUACGACGACUGUACGAGAGUACACACGGUGCAGUGUGCGCGCGCGAAGUGUGUUGUUUUGUUUUUCGUUUUCGUUUUUCGAAUUUUUUUUUUACGUUCAUCUCACCGUUCCCGGGUCUUUUGCCCACAAUCAUCCGUCCGUCUGUCUGUUUUCCUCUGUCGUCCACCGCAGUGAGUACGUACACGCAUGCCGUCGUCCGUCGAACACCGUCCACAAGUGCGUCGUGCAGUGCGAAUCGCGAUGAUACAAUUAUACGAUUAUCGUGGCAAUAAUCUUUCCGUAUUCUGAUAAUAUAUUAUUAUAUUAUCAUACCGUCGAGUGCGAGUUUGGGUUUUUUGAUUUGCGUUCUUGUUUUUGUUCGGUCGAAUUUUUCGGUCUCGUAUUUUUUUCACGCGCGUCAUACACCUCCCCCGCCGGAACCGCCGAAAUGCAGUUGUCUCAAGUCGUAACCAGCUCUGGCGUACUGAUGCAUGUGUACAGCGCCGAAAGACAUCAACAGCAGCAACAGCAGCAGCAGCAACAGCAACAGCAACAGCCGUUGCAACAGCAGCAGCAACACGGGGGUGACUUUCGCGUACCGCAAUCGCCGGGCGUCGUGUCGUCUUCGACGGGUAGUGGCGGAGUACCGUCUCCGCCCGCGCAGCACCAUCAUCUUCAACUGCAGCAACAGCAUCAACAUCAGCAGCAGCAACAACAACAACAUCAGCAGCAGCAACAACAACAACAACAACAACAACAACAACAACAACAACAACAACAACAACAACAACAACAACAACAACAGCAGCAACAGCAGCAACAGCAACAGCAACGCUGUUCGUUGCCACCGGCUCCGCCGUCGUCUUCAGCAGCUACAAUGCGCCCACCUGCCGCCCCGGGUCCCCGGUGCAAGCCGGUCCCGUCGGCAGCCACGCUGACGAUCAAGACGGAGUACAGCCGAAGCCCUCCGAUGCUCUCCGAGGAACCAACCAGCUCUAUACCGGACUUGGAAUUUGAUGGUGAUACAGUACUGUGCCGAGUAUGCGGUGACAGAGCAUCCGGGUUCCAUUACGGCGUACACUCUUGUGAGGGAUGCAAAGGCUUUUUCCGCCGAAGCAUCCAGCAGAAGAUCCAGUACCGGCCAUGCACCAAGAAUCAACAAUGCAACAUCUUGCGAAUCAACAGGAACAGGUGUCAAUAUUGCCGGCUCCGCAAGUGCAUCAGCGUCGGCAUGAGUCGAGACGCUGUACGAUUCGGUCGUGUGCCCAAACGGGAAAAGGCUCGUAUAAUGGCCGCCAUGCAGCACAGCAGUAACUCCAAAAGCCAGGAGAAGGCCGCCGUGGCGGAGCUUGAAGACGACCAGAGACUCGUCGCCAGCGUGGUUAGGGCACAUCUGGAGACUUGCGACUUCACGUCUGACAAGGUCGCGCCCACUUUGGCCCGUGCCCGCGAACAGCCAAAUUACACCUUGUGCCAUCCGACACUGGCUUGCCCGUUGAACCCGAGUCCACGACCCGUCACCGGACAACAAGAACUAUUGAACGACUUUUCGAAGCGAUUCUCGCCGGCUAUACGCGGCGUGGUCGAGUUCGCCAAGCGCAUACCUGGUUUCGGGCUACUCGCCCAAGACGACCAGGUGACCUUGCUCAAAGCCGGUGUUUUCGAGGUGCUACUUGUUCGCUUGGCCUGCAUGUUCGACUCUGAGUGUAAUAGCAUGGUGACGCUCAACGGUCAAGUGUUGCGCAGAGAAUCGGUUUGCGCAUACUCCAACGCUAGAUUCCUCACUGAUUCCAUGUUCGAGUUUGCCGAAAGGUUGAACGCAAUGCGACUAAACGAUUCGGAAAUUGGUCUAUUCAACGCCGUCAUCGUGAUCGCUGCCGAUCGCCCAGGCUUGCGCAAUGUCGAAUUCAUCGAACGCAUGCACAAACAGUUAAAAUGCGCGUUGCAGUCGGUGCUCAUGCAAAACCAUCCGGACCGUCCUAGCUUGUGCCAAGAACUGUUGAAGAAAAUCCCGGACUUAAGGACGCUCAACACGUUGCACUCAGAGAAACUGCUGGCGUUCAAGAUGACCGAACAGCAAAACCAACUGGACCAACAGCAACAGCAUCAGCAGCAACAGCAUCAAGACACCACCACCACGACCAGCAUCGCAUCCGCCGCUGUCCAACACCAUCAGAACAUCGGUGGCAUGUGGAGCCUGAUGAUGAACGGAACCGACGAUUUUAACCGCAAGAGCCCGGAGGAGGCAGGCUCGUCGUCAUGGUCGGAUGAGACCACUUCCGUGGAGGACAUGAAGAGUCUGGCCAUGUUGGACGAAGUCAAGAGCCCGCUGGGAUCGGUGUCCAGCACCGAGUCUGUGUGCUCGGACGAAUACCAUCAUGGACCAAGCAAACACGCUGCGAGUGCUCCUCUGUUGGCGGCCUCGCUGGCUGGGGCCGUGUGCCCGAUCAGGCGGCAUGCAGCCGCGCCGUCGGACGAACUACAUCACCAGGUGAUCGUCCGGCCGAUGUCUUGCCGCCGGUACCAGCGGAAGCAGGACUCGCCCACUGACUCUGGAAUCGAGUCGGGCACGGAGAAGCUGGACAGACCGAUGCCACACAGCGCGCCCACUUCAGUGUGCUCCAGCCCGCGAUCCACCGUCGAGGACGCCGUCAUGUCGGCCGACUCGCAUCAUCCGGCCAUUGAAGACAUGCCGGUGCUGAAGCGCGUGCUCCAGGCGCCGCCACUGUACGAUACCAACUCACUGAUGGACGAGGCGUACAAGCCGCACAAAAAGUUCCGAGCCCUACGCAGCGCCAAAGACUCUGCCGAGGCUGAGGCUGUCCGACCGUCGGUGGCGACUACCGUCCACAACAACAGUACCCUCCUCAACCACCUCCAACAAAGCCACCACCACAAUUCGCCGCAACUGCACCAUCACCUCACGUCGUCGUCGUUGUCGAGCACUCACUCGACGCUGGCCAAGUCGCUGCGCGAGACACCAAAGAUGACCGCGGAACAGAUCAAACGCACCGAAGACAUUCACAACUUUAUAAUGCGCGAGGAUACGGCGUGCAGCGGUUACCAACAACAACUAACGCAACAACACCACCACCACCACCACCACAACAACAACAACCACCAUCUACACCAACAACAACCUCCGACCAGGUGGCAACACACGCCUGUCAUUACAUCUGCCUUGGCCCAGAACAGUUGCAGAUUAUCACCGACGCCGCCUUCCAGCAGGUAUGCGUCGUCGACCGUGAGCAGUGGUGGCGUUUUGGCGCGGGUCCUGUCGCCGUCGUCUUCGUCGUGUGCGUCUCCACCGCCGUCGGCGCUGUCAAUGGUCAUGCGCCGCACACCGUCGCCGAACGUUGUCAACCUCCAGGUGGGCAUUACCAACGCAGCCGCGGCCGAAGCGGCGGCCGCUCACCAGCAGCCGCUCAACCUGUCCAAAAAGCUGUCCCCGUCGCCGACGUCCGCCGUCGGCAGUGGUACCACCACGCCACCAUCUCCUGCUCCCGCUCAGGUGGCCAUGGAAGCGUAAUCCACCCUCACCCCGCCCACCACACUCCCCGUUGCCGUACGUAACCGCAUCGACUCGAUCUCACGAGAGUCAAUCUCUAGACCAAAACACGAAAAAAAUCAACAAUUGGAAACAAAUGGGGUUUCUAUACGCAAACCAAAACAGGUGCGGUGAUCGUUUUCCUAUUUUAAUAAUUUUUUUUUGUUUUAAUUUUAAUUUUUUUUUUUGUGGCAAUACAUACAACUGUGUACAUAUUACUAUAAAAUAUUAGGCCUUACGAGUUUAAGUUUAAUUAUAUAAUAUCAUAAUACAUAUAUAUAUAUAUCUCAUGCUCUUAUUUUUCUCUAUAUAUAUACAUAUAUAUAUAUAUUUAACUAUCUUUAUUCUAUUUAAUAAUUAUUAUACAAACGUUUUCCACAUAACUAUUUUUUUGGAUUUACGAGAAAAAUAUUAAAACAAAAAUGUACAAAUUUACAAAUCGACCGAUUUUUUCCGACGACACCCCGCGUGAUAUAUAUAUCAAAUUAUAAAAUAUUUAUGUUUAUGUAGAAGUAUAAUUAUAUAUAAUACAUUUAUUAUGAAAACAUUUAUUUCUUUUUAUUUUUAUUUUUAAAUGUGAUAUACAUUUUAAGGAUCGCAUUUGGUUUUAUUCUGUACAUAUUACAUUUUACCGUGUAAGUUACAAAAUAAUUUGGUUUUUUGCCCAUCGUAGUUAGAGACUCUAUGAUAUUCAUCCUGGUAUAUAGUUAUUAACGGUUCAAACCGAUUUGACGUUUUCCUUUUUGAACAUUACCUAUAUAAUAUAUAUGUGUAUACACUACAUUUAUAUAUAAUGUUUGAUAGUUAUAUAUUAUAUUAGAAUGGUUAAAUAGUGACCUCUUUUUUUUCUUUCUUUUUGUUGUAAAUACGAUUUUAAAUUUACGAAGCAAAAACCCAGUAUGUAUAUAUAUAUAUAUCAUAAUAUAUACAUUUUGAAUGUUUUCGAGAUAAAUUUUUGAGACUGAGGGAAGUGUCAAGCCAUUUUUAAUUUUAUUUUAUGACGCCUCGCGCGGUUUGGUUUUUUCGUUUCUGGGCAUGUAGCCUGUAAAAAAAAAAAUAUUUCUACAGCAAUCCCUAUAUAUAUAUUAUAUUUCAUAUUUGUGUUUUUAUUUGCGAUAUAAAAAAUCGAGUUGGCCAGUACAAAUUUUCAGACCCACAAUAUUGUUUUUUAUUUAUUUUAUUUUUUUUGUACAUAAGCCAAAAACUAAUUCCCAUUCUCCCUGCCCUACAACACUACCACCACCACCACCACCAAUACUUCCAUAAGACUGGUGUACCAAUCGUAUUAUUGUUCCCACUGCUGCAGCUGAAGUGAGACACUAUAUUAUAUUAUAUAUUUUUUGCACAAAAAUAAAAUGAGGAGUGUUCGAUGGACUAUAUUUCGAUUUCCUUUACCGGUCGUAUAUAAUAAUAUUAUAAAGUUUCACAUGACAUUAAUGAGAAAAUAAUAAAAAUUAAAAUUAAAAACACGAAUGAUCAGCCGAAUGUCCGUGAAGGACGACGAUAUAAUAUGGUAACGAUACGUAAUACCAAUGUGUGUGAGUGUGUGUUUGAUACCAUAAUGAGACAUAAGUUCGUCGUCAACGAGUGAAAUACACGAUUAUCGCAUGUUCGGACAUUGAUGCCGCCGCUCAUCUCGUGAUAUAUUUAUUUAAUUUACUAUGUACUGCGAUAGAAAUGAAUAAAAUAUGGUAUAAUAUAAAAUACAAAAAAAAAAAAAAUAGGUCGAGUACAA